AUGUUAUUUAACGCAGGACAAAGCGGGGCUGGAAACAAUUGGGCGAAAGGACAUUACACUGAAGGUGCCGAAUUAGUAGAUUCCGUUCUAGAUGUUGUCCGAAAGGAAGCAGAAAGCUGCGACUGUUUGCAAGGUUUUCAACUCACUCACUCCCUCGGCGGUGGUACAGGCUCAGGGAUGGGCACGCUGCUCAUCUCAAAGAUCCGAGAGGAAUAUCCCGAUCGUAUCAUGAACACGUUUAGUGUUGUACCUUCCCCUAAAGUGUCGGAUACCGUCGUGGAACCCUACAACGCAACUCUCUCGGUUCAUCAGCUUGUUGAGAACACCGAUGAAACGUACUGCAUCGACAACGAAGCCCUCUAUGACAUCUGCUUCAGAACUCUGAAAUUAACCACCCCGACGUAUGGCGACCUAAACCACCUUGUGUCAGCCACAAUGAGUGGUGUGACCACAUGUCUUCGAUUUCCCGGCCAGGUAAAUAUACUCGUUUUAGUAUCAUGAAAAAAAUAUAGAAUUGUUAUCCUCAGAUAAGCUACCAGUUAAUUUUGAUUUCGGACAAGAAUAAAUUUGCUACGGUCACGCCCAUAAACAAAAGUUUGCAAUGAUGUAAUUUGAGUAAUUAUAGUUCUCUAGACAGUUUCGAUGGGAAAAUAAGAAACCUGAAAUGUUUUUCAACUGUGAUUGCCAGCCCUUUCCUAUACAUGUGAGACUGCUCUUGUGUGAAACCUGCCUUACAUUAUACUUCUUGUCUUCAGAUUCUUGAAUAAAUAUGAUCCAUGAUAUUAGCGUUGGGGCUAAAAGUCCUUUAACACUUUUUAAAUUACACAUCUGCAGCCACUUUGCUGAAGCAGAACUGAGUUACUUAAUGUCCAUUCCUUGUAAAAUAAUGAGCAAAGAUUUGUACACCUUUAUUAUUACCUUAUAGAGAUAGAUAUUUGGUGUAUGUACUGUUCAUAAACAACAGGUAAAGGAAAACUGUUUAACCACUGAAGUAAUUUCCUUCCAGCUGAAUGCUGAUUUGCGAAAACUAGCAGUCAAUAUGGUUCCCUUCCCCCGUCUUCACUUCUUCAUGCCAGGUUUCGCUCCUCUGACCAGCCGAGGCUCCCAGCAGUACCGAGCAUUGACAGUUCCAGAGCUGACACAGCAGAUGUUUGAUGCUAAGAACAUGAUGGCAGCCUGUGAUCCCCGUCAUGGUAGAUACCUGACUGUGGCUGCAAUGUUCCGAGGCCGCAUGUCCAUGAAGGAGGUUGAUGAGCAGAUGUUGAAUGUGCAGAACAAGAACAGCUCAUACUUUGUGGAAUGGAUUCCCAACAAUGUCAAGACUGCUGUAUGUGAUAUUCCACCUCGAGGACUGAAGAUGUCUGCCACCUUUAUUGGAAACAGCACUGCCAUUCAGGAACUAUUCAAGCGCAUUAGUGAGCAGUUCACGGCUAUGUUCAGGCGCAAGGCCUUCUUGCAUUGGUACACUGGUGAGGGCAUGGAUGAGAUGGAGUUUACUGAGGUAAGUUAA
Messenger RNA from Pocillopora meandrina, 1510 nucleotides. NCBI's taxonomy places the organism in Eukaryota, Metazoa, Cnidaria, Anthozoa, Scleractinia, Pocilloporidae. The record is from the annotation of a GenBank genome assembly.